Messenger RNA from Paramecium tetraurelia, 654 nucleotides. RefSeq lists its product as uncharacterized. Lineage: Eukaryota; Ciliophora; Oligohymenophorea; Peniculida; Parameciidae. The record is from RefSeq and is a predicted model, not a curated record. The transcript is spliced from 2 exons.
AUGAAUUUCUUAGAUAAACGAAAUAAAAUAGAGAUUCUGUAAGAGAGGGCUGCUCUUUAUAAUAAAGUGUAGGAUGAACUGUACGAAAAGGAAGUCCCCGAAUUUGAACAUACUAAAUUAAUCAAACCAGUUUUAGAUUAGCAUAUUGAAGAGUUCGCGACAUAAUAACCUCCUGCUAAUCUUAACAGCUUAACGAGAUCAUUGCCUAAACCUCCAGUUUCAGUUUUGACUACAUCUGCUAUGAUUUCAUUAGGCCUUGAUAAUUAUGGGACAAUGACUACUCAGAUGCAGGAUGUAAAUCGUAGAAGGGAAGACGAUUUUAACCAUUAUAAAUAACUCAAAAAGGAAGGGCGAUUGGAGGAACUGAUGAAACCAUUGAAACAAUAGAGAGAAAAGGAUCAAGCCACUCAAGCAAUUCUAUUUAAGGUUGAUCACAUUAAAGAUUACGAGGAUAAAACUCAUACAGGAUAUGCUUAACACAAAUCAGCACACAGAACAUAUCAUGUUGUUGAUGAGACAAUGAAGGAGAUGAUCAAUGAGCCAAACAUCAAGAAUCAUUUGAUGAAGAAUGACUUGAAUACCUUUUUCGAUUCUUAUCUUAAACAUAAAAAUACUUUGAGAGGCGCAGUCAAAUAACCAGCUCGUGCAAAAUGA